GAAAUAUUUCCCUAAAUAAUAAACGUAAUGUUCAAUUUCAUCUUUUUGUUAAAAAAUGUUAAAAAUGACUAACAAAGUUACAGUGCAAACAGUUACUCGCAAUCGCACGUUUUCUACAUUGACUUGCAUAACGAUCACAGUGGUUCUAAUCACUUUAAUAGCAGGAAUUGUAUGCAGAUGUGUACUGGACGAUUACUUAUCAAGAAUCGUAUUACUCGCUUUAAUAUGUUUUUUAGUCGUUUUCGGCAUUGGAAUUUUAACGACUAUGCUUAUUCUUAGAAGACGGGAGAGCCAAUUUAAAGUUAAAAUUUCUAAAAACGCCCGAUAUAGUGCUGCGCCCACAGCUCCUGUCUCUUCUGGACCUCCCAGUUAUGUCAAGUAAAACGUUGUUAAAAAUUUAUUGUUUGUGUGUGGGUGUAAAUUAUUUAAAUUGUUUUUUUUCUUAAUUUUAA
Molecule: messenger RNA, 452 nt
Organism: Brassicogethes aeneus
Lineage: Eukaryota; Metazoa; Arthropoda; Insecta; Coleoptera; Nitidulidae
Source: the annotation of a GenBank genome assembly